AUGACGCCCUCUUACCAGCUCCCUGUCCCUCUCUCUGUAUCUGUGUUUCCAGGAAACGCCUUUGUGGUGAGCCUGGCGCUGGCCGACCUGCUGGUGGCCGUCUACCCCUACCCCCUGGUGCUCGCGGCCAUCUUCAACGACGGCUGGGUCGCCGGCUACCUCCAGUGCCAGAUCAGCGGCUUCCUGAUGGGCCUCAGCGUCAUCGGCUCCAUCUUCAACAUCGCCGGCAUCGCCAUCAACCGCUACUGCCACAUCUGCCACAGCCUCCAGUACGACACCGUGUACUCCGGCAGCAACACCGUGUGCUACAUGCCGCUGGUGUGGGCGCUCACCGUCCUGGCCAUCGCGCCCAACUGGUUCAUGGAGUCGCUGCGGUACGACCCGCGCGUCUACUCCUGCACCUUCGCCCAGUCCGUCAGCCCCCUGUACACCGUGGCGGUGGUGCUGGUGCACUUCAUCCUGCCCAUCUCUGUCGCCUCCUACUCCUACCUGCGAAUCUGGAUCCUGGUCAUCCGGGCGAGGCGACGGGUCAAGCCCGGCGCGCGGCCCAAGAUCAAGACGUACGACGUCCGCGGCUUUCUCACCAUGUUGGUGGUGUUCGCGCUGUUUGCCGUGUGCUGGGCGCCCAUCAACCUGAUCGGGCUGGCGGUGGCGUUGGACCCCAGACUGGGACCGGCCGUCCCCGAGUGGCUGUUUGUAGCCAGCUACUUCAUGGCGUAUUUUAACAGCUGCCUCAACGCCGUGGUGUACGGUGCGCUCAACAGCAACUUCAGGAAGGAGUACAAGCGCAUCGUUAUCAUCAUAUUCAAGUUCCACUGCUGACGGUGGGGGGAGGUCGUAGACACCUAUGAGGAACAGAUGUGAUACUUUGGUUUACAACGAAAGGAGUAUGGAAGGAAAUAGGAAAGGGGAUUCAUGGGAAUUGAGAAAGGAAAAGAGGAAUCAAGGGGAAUGGGAGAGAAUAACGGAUAGAUUGAAUUUGAGAAGAGGACAGCGGGUAAAAAAGGAGGAUAUGGUCGGGCUGUACCAUGAGAGAAAGAGAAGGAAAAUAAAGUAUGAUUCUUAAGCUCUUUCUUCCUCUCCCCCUUUUGCGUCCGCAUCACAGGGAGAGGGUGGUGGAGGCGGUGUGCAGUACUUCACCUACAUUAUCUGCUGGUAUGAAUAUGUGCUCAAGCAUGGACCGCAUGCCACUCAUGAAUUUAAAAGAGAUUCCAAUAAUGGGACAUUGCUAUGGAAACUGAAUCGUCAUGAAGCCCUCGUCCCUACAAUGGUGUGCAGUUUCACAUCAGUAUCAAGGAGAUACACCCUUGUUUCUAUAUACAUAUUAAACUACAAUUACGAAAGGGCAUGGAUACUAAUAAGACAUUUAGAACUGAAGUAUUCUGACCAUAUCACUGUGCUUUUUUUUUGGUAGGGGGGGGGGAUUUAUGUUAUUCUGUGAUUCACGGUGUAACUGUCAGUUCAAAACCAGUAUGAUUCGCUUAGAGUGAAACAAAGCCUUUAAGGUGGCCCUUAAAGUCUGAAUUCAGAUUCCUCAACAAUGCCGGUCAGGUAAAAGGGUAAUGCAGCUGUGUGGCAGUAGUACAGAAUAAAGGAGGAACUUUGUGGGUUGGGAUGAUAACAGGAAAAUGAAGGUGAACAUUUAUAACAUUCAUUUUAUUUAAUAUUUUAAUGAACAAAAGGUGCUAUUGGGAAAGGCAAAGAGUCAAACCUGGCACUGAUGAGCUCUGCAUGGUCUUGAAAAUACAGUGUGUUUCCUGAAAAUGAAACGUUGAGAGUAAAAGAAUGGAUUGAAAGCGAGACGUCGAGCUAUUGUCUUUUUUUCUCGUAUCACGACACUGGAGCAAAAGACAAAGAUGCCAUUGCAACUGGGGACAGCUGGUUAUAACAGGGCGAACUAUAUCCAAGAUCAUUGGCUGGCAUUGCAGCCACAGGUUAAGAGGGAACUCGUUCUU
Gadus morhua (Atlantic cod) is the source of this 1955-nucleotide messenger RNA. Its product is annotated as melatonin receptor type 1A-like. The record is from RefSeq and is a predicted model, not a curated record. Gene Ontology annotation, biological process: G protein-coupled receptor signaling pathway. Gene Ontology annotation, cellular component: plasma membrane. Bases 1 to 822 code for a protein of 273 amino acids. Gene Ontology annotation, molecular function: melatonin receptor activity. The transcript is spliced from 2 exons. Lineage: Eukaryota; Metazoa; Chordata; Actinopteri; Gadiformes; Gadidae.